GCCUGUAGAAACGCCUUUGGCAUUGCUGAUUAUUUCAAUCGAAUCUGUCAGCUUUUAUUAUGCCUUUUUCCUACUUCCGCUGAAACGAAAAGCACGGAGGACUCGCUACGAGUAACUUAGUUGCAUCAUGGCCCCGUCACGAAAGAACAAAGUUGUGAAGGAGGAAGUGCAAGUGUCGCUCGGACCGCAGGUUCGCGACGGUGAGGUCGUGUUUGGGGUGGCGCACAUCUACGCCAGUUUCAACGAUACCUUUGUCCACGUUACGGACCUGUCCGGCAAGGAAACUAUCUCGCGCGUGACCGGCGGCAUGAAGGUCAAAGCUGAUCGCGAUGAGGCCUCGCCUUACGCCGCUAUGUUGGCCGCUCAGGACGUUGCGGAAAAGUGCAAAUCGCUCGGCAUCACCGCGCUUCACAUUAAGCUGCGUGCUACGGGCGGAAACCGCACCAAAACGCCGGGACCGGGCGCCCAGUCGGCGCUGCGUGCGCUCGCGCGUUCCUCGAUGAAGAUUGGUCGCAUCGAAGACGUUACGCCCAUCCCGUCGGACUCCACUCGCCGGAAGGGUGGUCGUCGCGGUCGUCGUCUAUAGAGAGUGAUACCAAUAUUUCCAUCUCGAGUGCGCGUGUCGGCCCGUGGAUGCAUUCAUUUGUUUUGCUAUGAUUUUGUGUGCAUCACGGCUGGUAUCUCCCCCGCCUACGUCCCUGUCCGCUGGGACUUGUGGGCGCGAGUGUUACUCAAGUGCUAACAGUUUAUUUCUUACGCAGACGUUUACAAUUUUUGUCACUCCCAUGCCGUCGUGUACGAGAAUACCAAUAAAACACGAACUGCUGCAGUCCUGAUGAAA
Molecule: messenger RNA, 841 nt
Organism: Anopheles merus
Lineage: Eukaryota; Metazoa; Arthropoda; Insecta; Diptera; Culicidae
Product: 40S ribosomal protein S14a
Exons: 3
Coding region: 128-586 (152 amino acids)
Biological process (GO): translation; maturation of SSU-rRNA from tricistronic rRNA transcript (SSU-rRNA, 5.8S rRNA, LSU-rRNA); ribosomal small subunit assembly
Cellular component (GO): ribosome; cytosolic small ribosomal subunit
Molecular function (GO): small ribosomal subunit rRNA binding; mRNA 5'-UTR binding; structural constituent of ribosome
Source: RefSeq, a predicted model, not a curated record